UCAGUCUCCAGUGGCUGUCUCUCUUUGUGUCUCUCCCCAUCUCUGUCUCUCCCUCUCUCUCUUUGCCUUUCUUGGUGACUCAUCUCUGCAGCGUUGCCCUCCUCCGGCUCUCUGGGUCUCCCCUCCCCCAUUCAGGAGUGGGUGGGGGUCUGAGGGAAUGGGGCCCCAGACUAAAAAUCAGGGUGAGCACCCCCUUCCCAUCACUCAUCAUUCCAGACCCUCCAGUGUGGCCCCCAGCCCUCUCCCCAUCCCUGUCCCAGGAGUCCACACCCCUAGGGUGGGUAGCAGGUAGGACAAUGUGUUCUAAAUGGGUCCAUUUUCAGGGGGCCUUUAGCUCCUUCCUUCAAUGCAAAGUAGGUACCCCUGCCCAUCUUACAAAGUACCCUCUCCCUGCCUGUCCCCCUAUGGCUGACGCAAUGAAAGGCUGCAGAGGUGAGUCACCAGUUGGGGGGAGGGGGAGGAGAAGAGGGGGAGGGUGAGCUUCGGGACCCCAAACCCCUGCCCCCUCUUUCUCUCCCAGCUCUUCUCAAGGAAAAGACUCAGUGCUCUGCCCCCUCCCCUGGUUUUCCAGAUCCUCAGCCAGGAUCACUACUCUGCUGGACCCCAUCUUCCCCUCCUACCCUCUUAGAGAGCAUGGGCGGUUCAGAAACAAAGACAGAGAGAGAUGAAUUCAUACAAACAACUCAGAGCAAAUGCCAGGAAUCCCCUCCAGGUCCCCAUCUCAGCUCUGCCUUUUCCAGCUUUUUCUACAUUUAUCUUUCUUUCCUGCCAUCUCCCUCCUCUCCCCAUCCCAGGAACCUGUCCGUAGUCCAGCCCUUUUCCAGAAGCCCCAGAGGCAGCAGCGUACGAAGGGCACAGUUCAUGCCCAGUAGGUAGGGGUGUGUGUGUGUGUGUGUGUGAAUGAGCUGACCAAGGUAGGGAACUGGGAUGGAGAGAGGUAGAAAGAGACCAUGCAGACAUGAGGGGUCAAGACCCAGACUGUGGAAUCCCCAAGCCUAUUGCCUUUGGCGCUUCAUGCUUCCACCUGCCCCCACCCAACCAUAGGAUGUCUGAGGCUCUUGGGAUGUCAAUUUCUGAGAAGCCCCCUGAGCUUCUGAGCUUAAGUGAAGGGAAGGAAGGAUGGGGAGUUGGGGGGAAAUGGAGGAAUGGGGAACACUCUGAAAACAACGGGCAGGGACCCAGAAAUUGUGGGCUGCAGCCGAGUGGCUUGGACUCUGAGGCUUUACUGCGCAUAGAUCUAGAAAUGAAGGUGAAUCGGGGGAGGGGCAAGAAAGAUCAAAGCACAGGGAAGUCCAUAUACCCACCAACGUUUACCAACGUAUAGACAUGGAGGGAUCCAGAGAAAUGCACAAAGUCACACACACACACACACACACACGAUUGUGUACCACCAAGCCAGACACAUGUUUCAGACACCAACAGAGUGCACCUAUCUGGUGCUAGGUGCACUCAAAGACUUGCAACUGUAUAGGUAUACAGGCAUUCAGAAGAGAUGGGAACCCACACACAGACACCUGGAAACAAGCAAAAACACAGACGCACAGAUUGCAAGAGAAGAUCAAAUAUUUAAAUUGGAAGCACUGCCAUGCCCAUAUACUCUCGAUCUGAUUAAAUACAUAAUUGGUCAAUCUCGAUACACACAAAAACACAUAUACACACUCAUGUACAUGCAUACACAGUUGCGUGCAUGCACAUACACACACACACAGAGGCAAAUACACAAACAAUUUCUCUAGGUGUCUGUCUCCCCUCAUCUUGCACUUGGUCUCUAAUCCCCAGCAGCCUCUCAGUCAGACCCCCUAGGCUCCCUCUUUCCCCCUUCCUUCUCUCUCUGGUGGCUUCCCCUCCCCCUCUCCAGAUGUCUGAGCCAUCUCUCUCUGAUUCAUCCUCCUCGAGAAGGUAACGUGACCCCCUCCCCACCCCAUUGCUCUCUGUAACCAGGCUGGGAAGAUGAAGAGGAGAUGGGGAGGGAAAGAGGAAGGAGGGGAGCCUGGAGGGGCGAGGGGAGACCCUGGAGAGUUGCUUGCGAGUGUGGGGGGAAAAUGAGGCACUGCCUCAGGGUCUCCUGUCCCUUCUUUUCCUUCCUUUCUUUGGAAUCUCCAGUCACCUUGGUUCUCAGUGUUUUGUUUUUUUUCAUCCUUUAGUCUGCUCCUUCUACCUGUUCCAGAUUCCUUCUUUCCUUCCCCCUUCCCUGUCCCCGUCUCUUCUCUAUUUCCUUUCUCUCUACUCCUCCCCACCUCUUUCCCCGCAGAGCUGAUGGGCUUUCUUCUGGGAAAGUCGAGCCACUGAUGGAAGCGAGAAACCACUGCUGGUUAUAGAGGGAAAGCACAUCCACCCAUCUGCCCCGGCUUGGGGCCACCACCCUGCGCCGCAGACCCGCGGACUGAGCCUGCAGGCGCGCAGAUCGUUCCCUCUUCUCUCAGGCGGUGGAGGCGCGGGCGCUGUCCAGCGUGCUGAAGCCGGAGCGAGCGAGCCGCUCGGAGCUGCGCCGACCCAGCUGAGCCCAGCCCACUGGACGCCAGACUGCGACCGUCGCUCAUACCCCAGCCACCUCUCGGAGCCCAGGCGGACGCGUCCCGAUCUUCCCCUGCCCCACCCCGCCCCGACCCUCCUCUCCAACUCCCGCAUCGUGACACCAGCUGUCUCCGGCAGCCUCUUGGUCAUGAAAUCCCUCAGGUUGCCGAUUUCCACCCUCUUCUGCUUCCUUCUACUGAUCAAGGGGUUAGGAGCAGCGCCCCCGGGUCGCCCUGAGGCGCAGCCUCCUCCCCUCAGCUCUGAGCAUAAAGAGCCAGUAGCUGAGGACGCAGUGCCCCGGCAAAAGGAUGGCAGCGCCCUAGAGGUCCGAGCUGCUCGAAAUUCCGAGCCGCAGGACGAGGGAGAGCUUUUCCAGGGCGUGGAUCCCCGGGCGCUGGCCGCGGUGCUGCUGCAGGCACUCGACCGCCCAGCCUCGCCCCCCGCGCCAGGCGGCUCCCAGCAGGGGCCAGCGGAAGAAGCAGCUGAAGCUCUGCUGACAGAGACCGUGCGCAGCCAGACCCACAGCCUCCCGGCGCCAGAGACCAAGGAGCCUGCGGCUCCGCCUCGCCCUCAGACUCAGGAGAAUGGGCCCGAGGCGGGCGACCCCUCCGAAGAGCUCGAGACACUAGCGUCUCUGCUCCAGGAACUGCGAGAUUUCAGUCCAAGUAGCGCUAAGCGCCAGCAAGAGACAGCGGCAGCAGAGACGGAAACCCGCACGCACACGCUGACCCGAGUCAAUCUGGAGAGCCCGGGGCCGGAGCGCGUGUGGCGCGCUUCCUGGGGAGAGUUCCAGGCGCGCGUCCCAGAGCGCGCGCCCCUGCCGCCCCCGGGCCCCUCGCAAUUCCAGGCGCAUAUGCCUGAGAGCGGGCCCCUUCCCGAAACCCACCAGUUCGGGGAUGGAGAUACCUCCCCCAAAACACACCUAGGCGAGGCAUUGGCACCUUUGUCCAAGGCGUACCAAGGCCUGGGUGCCCCCUUCCCCAAGGCGCGCCGGCCUGAGAGCUCACUCCUGGGCGGCUCUGAGGCGGGAGAGCGCCUUCUACAGCAAGGGCUGGCGCAGGUAGAGGCCGGGCGGCGGCAAGCGGAGGCCACGCGGCAGGCCGCGGCGCAGGAAGAGCGGCUGGCCGACCUCGCCUCCGACCUGCUGCUCCAGUAUUUGAUGCAGGGCGGGGCCCGGCUGCGCAGCCUAGGGGGUGGGGGGCUUCAGGAGGCGGCGGAGGAGCAAGAGAGCGAAAGGGAGGAGGAGGAGGCGGAGCAGGAGAGACGCGGCGGGGAGGAGAGGGUGGAGGAAGAGGAUGAGGAGGCGGCAGAGGCAGAGGCGGAGGCGGAGGAGGCGGAGAGGGCGCGGCAGAACGCGCUACUCUUCGCGGAGGAGGAGGACGGGGAAGCCGGAGCCGAGGACAAGCGCUCCCAGGAGGAGACGCCGGGACACCAGCGGAAGGAUGAGGGGGCACAGGAGGGCGGGGAGGAGGACGAUGACGAGGAGAUGGACCCGCAGACGAUCGAUAGCCUCAUUGAGCUGUCCACCAAACUCCACCUGCCCGCUGACGACGUGGUCAGCAUCAUCGAGGAGGUGGAGGAGAAGCGGAAGCGGAAGAAGAACGCCCCUCCCGAGCCCGUACCGGCCCCCCGAGCCGCCCCUGCCCCUACCCACGUCCGCUCCCCGCAGUCCCCACCCCCGGUUCCCGCCCCUGCUCGAGACGAGCUGCCCGACUGGAACGAGGUGCUCCCGCCCUGGGAUCGGGAGGAGGACGAGGUAUUUCCCCCAGGGCCCUAUCACCCUUUUCCAAACUAUAUCCGGCCUCGGACACUGCAGCCACCCUCAGCCUCUCGCCGCCGCCACUAUCACCACGCCUUGCCACCUUCGCGCCACUAUCCCGACCGGGAGGCCCAGGCGCGGCGCGCGCAGGAAGAGGCAGAGGCAGAGGAGCGCAGGCUGCAGGAGCAGGAGGAGCUGGAGAAUUACAUCGAGCACGUGCUGCUCCGGCGCCCGUGACCCGCCCCGGCCCCGCCCCCGCGCGCCCCCCGCGCGCGCCACUCCCCCCUCCGUGUCGUCCUCUCCCUUCUUGGUGUUUGCAUGCGCCCUGGCCCCGCCCCUCGGCCACCACCCGGCCCCGCCUCCGCCCCGCCCCCGAGCUGUGCCGGGACCUGUCGGACCUCUUCCUGUGGCCCGAACUCCCAAAACUCACUCACCAGUGACUCGGGGCCAGCCCAGGCGGGCAGGUGGUUUGUGCGAGUUCCCUCCCCCUGAGGGACGGGACGGCCCCGUCCAAAACCGGAAAAAGCAGUUCCAGUUAAUUGUGUGAAGUGUGUCUGUCUUCAGCCCUUGGGGCCUCCCAGAACCUCUCCACCCACUCCCAAGUCGCUGUGAAUUUACCCCUCUUUCCUUUCUCUGUUGUAAAUACCCCUCACGGAGGAAAUAGUUUUGCUAAGAAAUAAAAGUGACUAUUUUAUUAGGA
Molecule: messenger RNA, 4973 nt
Organism: Microcebus murinus (gray mouse lemur)
Lineage: Eukaryota; Metazoa; Chordata; Mammalia; Primates; Cheirogaleidae
Source: RefSeq, a predicted model, not a curated record